Messenger RNA from Capsaspora owczarzaki ATCC 30864, 1868 nucleotides. RefSeq lists its product as hypothetical. NCBI's taxonomy places the organism in Eukaryota, Filasterea, Ministeriida, Capsasporidae. Gene Ontology annotation, cellular component: cytosol; endocytic vesicle. The record is from RefSeq and is a predicted model, not a curated record. Gene Ontology annotation, biological process: vesicle-mediated transport. Bases 50 to 1795 code for a protein of 581 amino acids. Gene Ontology annotation, molecular function: DNA binding; guanyl-nucleotide exchange factor activity; zinc ion binding. The transcript has 12 exons.
CUUUCCAACAUCUUCCAGCUCUCAAGUGCUCAGCCGCCAUUCGCCGACAAUGUCGUACGACUCGGCUUCAGCGGCGUCGCUUUCGACACCACUUGCGAACGUUGCACGAAGAGUGAACAACCCUGUAUUCCGAUGCAAGAAGCCAGGAUGCUCGUUCUAUGGCAAUGCGACCUGGCAAGGGUACUGCUCAGCCUGCUACCGCGAAGUCCAUGCGACUCCAGUGAGCGCACUCGCGAGCCCUCCACAGCUGCAGCAGUCGCCGUCAAUGCACCAGCCGCAGUACCACCACAACUACCACCACCACCAGCAGCAGCAGCAGCAGGCGUCUCCCGUGCACGUGCCGGUCGCUGCUCCUCCUCCUCGAAAACCAACUGCUGCAGCUCCUCAUGCAGGCUCCAAUCAUCAGAACGCCAAUACUGCGUACUCGUCGCCGCCCUCGAUAGCGUCCAUCUUGGGCUCUGCGUCUUCCUCCAGUCCGCCCCAGCAACCGUCCACACGUGCUCCUGUUGUCGACGAUGCGAACGCCGAUGUCGGGAAUAUUUUCAACGACGAGUUGCGAAAAUCUGAAACAUCCGAGUCGAGUACAGCCAAGUCAGUGGUAGAACGCGGUGUAGAUCGGCUGCUGAAGGCCGGAGCCAGCACGCGGAUAUUCAACUACCUGCGACGCGGGAAAAAGAGCGGCGAAGACGAAGCCCAGAGUAAAUCCGCAAACAACAAGAACGCCUCGACCGAGCCUGCAGAGGAGCCGCCAGCCAAAGAAUUUACCUUCCAUGACUUUUUAACGGACAUGAAGAAGCCGCAGGCCCAAGAUCUGGUCAUGCAAACAAAGCGAUUCAUUGAAAACUUUUCAACGUCGACAGCGCUCAGCAGUGAAGAACAAAGCGAAUCUAUUCAAAUUUUCCUCCAGAACAUGGGCAAUCGCAUCAGCACGCACCCGCUCUGGAAAAAUUCUCAACAAGAAGAGCUCGAGAAUGCUAUUGACGGCAUCGAGAAAUACGUCAUGACGAAGCUGUAUUCUCAAGUGUUCUCGCCGUCGUCGACAGAUGACACGGCCAAAGAUGAACUCAUCGACCAGCGCAUUCGACGCUUGCGAUGGGUGACGCUCGGUCAUCUUGGCCUGGACGCAAUGGAGCUCAACGAAAAGUGCGACGAGCCUUUGAAGGCCGCAAUGCAUUCGCUCUGCGAAAUGGAUGCCAAGCGAGCUCCUCAAGACAAGGUCGCGUGCAUUGUCAAGUGCAGCAAACUUGUGUUUACUAUUCUACAAGCCAUGGCUGGCGCGUCCCAUGCAGCGAGUGCGGACGAGUUUCUGCCUGUUCUGAUCUUCACUGUCAUCCGCGCGCACCCCGCUCGGUUGCAAAGCAACCUCCAGUACAUUUCGCGGUUUUGCAACCCAACUCGUCUCAUUUCUGGAGAGGGCGGUUACUUUUUCACGAACAUGUGCUGUGCCGUAGCCUUCUUGGAAAACCUCCAGGCCAGCUCAUUCAAGAUGGACGAGCAAGAGUUUACCAGCCGAAUGAACCCAGAGUUUGAAGCGGACUGGGCGAUUUUCGCCAAUUUGCCCAACGCGCCGAGCGGGCAAAUCCAGCACGACAACCUAUUGUUGGCGAGCAGACUUGCAACACGCCAGCAAGCUUCCACGCAAAGCCUGAACGACCUUCGCGCAAGUCUGCAAGGCGUCAUCCAGUUUUUCGAGAGUUUCGCGCCGCCGUUGUCGCAACCCGUCGCCCUGCCUUUGUCCCAAGAGCCCGUGCCAGCACAGACGGAGUCGAGUGUGUUGCUUGACUCGUUGGCUUGAUUUUUGUUCAACCAUGCUGUACAGGAAUGAACUAAACGGGGGAGCAGCAUUGCUCCAAAAUUGCAUCUCAAUA